GCUUGUGCCUGGCAGCGCCUGUCAUUUCAGCGCUGAAGGACCUGAACCCAGAUUCGGUGGACUGGAGCAAGGUGAAUGUCUUCUUCACGGGGGAGCAUUUGGGCGCAAACAAGGCAUACACGGAAGCCCUGGACACAUUCUGCCGAAAGUGCUCGGUGCAGGGUGUCUUCUACCCAAUCUUGCGGCCGCUCUUCAGCACAGGGAGUGGGCUUCCAGCCUUUGCUGUGAAGGAGGCUGCCGCCGCCUACCAGACACUGCUCCAGAACCACCCGUCUGUUGACAACUCGGGGCCCUUACCCUCCUUCGACCUCUUGCUGUUGGAUAUUGGGGAUGAUGGCCUCUGUGGCUCCUUGCGCCCUGAAAGUGACGAGAUCAGAGCCGUCGGGAAUGGUUCAGUGGUCUUCGGCAUCUGCCAGCCAGGCAAGAAUCAGAUCGCCAUCUCAAUGGAUGUGAUGUCUGCUGCCAAGAAGGCAAUCUUCGCUGUGACUGGGGAAAAGAAGAAAGAUGCUGUUCGCCGAGCCCUGACGAGGUUGCAUGGGCCCUUCGAUUGCCCCGCCGGCUUACUCAAGGCGAAGUCAACAAGCUGGUUUGUCGACAAGGUUGCCUUCGAUGAGAGUGACAGGACAUUCAAUGUACUUGCCGGUCUGCCACGCCUUCUACCUUUUGCGCGGUUGCAGGAGCUUAAGGAGACAGCCGCCAAACUUUGCGCGCCAGGCAAGGGUUUCCUGGCUGCGGAUGAGAGCGCUGGACCUUGGCUACGUGCGGGUCAUGCUGAGGCAGCGAAGAUCCCUGAUGUGAUUGAGAAUAGAGCUGCUUACCGCGCGAUGUGCUUCUCAACGCCGGGCCUUAGCGAGCACAUCAGCGGGGUCAUCUUGCACUGGGAGACUUUGUUACAGGAGGAUGCAAAAGGCAAGCCCAUGGUGGAUAUUAUCACUGAGAAUGGCAUGAUUCCCGGCAUCAAAGUGGACAAAGGCUACAACAAGAAGGGCAUUUGGGGCACCAAGGUUGGCCCACUCGGGCAUCCGGAGGUUGCCACCGUGGGUUUAGAUGACCUGCAGCAGAAGUGUGCGCACGCCUACAAGGAGGGAGCUCGCUUCGCUAAGUGGCGAAAUGUGCUACAGUUGGACCCUGCCAAGGGUUUACCGAGUGACCUGGCCAUCAAGGACACAGUGCACACCCUGGCACGCUAUGCUUCCAUUUGCCAAAGCGAAGGCCUCGUACCCAUAGUGGAACCAGAAAUUGUUCCGAAUGGAGAUCACGACAUCAACUAUUGCCAAAAGAUCACCGAGAAAGUAUUGAAGGCGCAGUUCAAGGCCUUGGCCGAUCACCACGUAUUUAUGGAGGGUGCUGUCCUGAAGCCCAACAUGGUGAAGAACGGCUUGGGAGGACCCAAAGCCAGUGCAGAGACCAUUGCAACGCUGACUUGCCAAACCCUGCUGCGCACAGUUCCUCCCUCGAUGCCGGGCAUUUUCUUCUUGUCGGGCGAGACAGCGCUGAAUGAAGAUAAUGAGGAAGAGGCCACCGUAAACCUGAGCACCAUGAAUAGCCUCUUUGCCGGAAAGCUGCCGUGGCAUUUGUCUUUCUCCUACGGCAAAGCCUUGCAGAAAACCUGUAUCGUCACUUGGCUGGGAAAGGCCGAGAACGAUGCAGCUGCGCAGAAGGCCUUGAAGGCGCGAGCCAAAGCAAACUCCGAAGCGGUCUUCGGGAAGUACAAGAAGGGCAGCUGUGCCAGUGUUGGCACGGAUGGCAACGUGAUGCAGGCGGCAGGACCCUACUGA
Molecule: messenger RNA, 1778 nt
Organism: Symbiodinium pilosum
Lineage: Eukaryota; Dinophyceae; Suessiales; Symbiodiniaceae
Source: the annotation of a GenBank genome assembly